ACUAGCUACCUUUAGCGAUCACAUACAUACAUUCCAGUUUCAGUUGCAGCCGCGAUACCAUCCCCACCCCUCAUCACUGCGCAUCGCAUCGCUCGAGGUCGCCAGAGGGCGGCGUGAGACACUUCACUUGGUUCAUUCCAGCCAGCAUUUCCUUACUACUUAUCCAUCUGCUUUUGCCAUAUUAUUCCUACGACCAUGCCUGCCACGCCAACAAACCCGACGCGGUCCGUCCGCUCCUACGCAUCCACACCUUCCCUCCGAUCGCGCGAUGGCCCCAGGAUGGACGGAGGAGGAAAUGUCCGCGUCGUGGUCCGCGUCAGGGCCUUCCUGCCCCGAGAGCUGGAGCGGGACACCGAGUGCCUCGUCAAGAUGGACCCAAUCAGCCAGCGAACGACACUGAUGGUGCCAAUCGAGACCGACCCUGCGAAGCCCAAGUCCCGCAGAGUGACAGAGCAAAAGUCAUUCACCUUUGACAACUCGUUCUGGAGUCACGACAGGAGAGAUGAGCACUAUGCGGAGCAGGCCGAUGUUUACAACAGCCUGGGAGAGGAGUUUCUGGACCACAACUUCGAGGGCUACCACACGUGCAUCUUUGCCUACGGGCAGACGGGCUCCGGCAAAAGUUACACCAUGAUGGGCACGCCGGACCAGCCGGGUCUGAUCCCUCGCACUUGCGAAGAUUUGUUCCAGCGCAUCGAGGAGGCACAAACGGAGUCGCCCAACAUCAGCUACAACGUCAGAGUGUCGUACUUUGAGGUCUACAACGAACACGUUCGCGACCUGCUCAUGCCUGUCGUGCCAAACCAGGCGCCCUACUACCUCAAAAUCCGCGAGUCUCCAACCGAGGGUCCCUACGUCAAGGACCUGACCGAAGUCCCCGUCCGUAGCAUCGACGAGAUCCUGCGCUACAUGAAGCGUGGUGAUACCUCGCGAACAGUCGCCUCCACCAAAAUGAACGACACGUCGAGCCGAAGCCACGCGGUCUUCACCAUCAUGCUCAAACAGAUUCACCACGAUAUGGUGACGGACGAGACAACGGAGCGCAGCUCGCGCAUCCGUCUUGUCGACUUGGCAGGCAGCGAGCGUGCCAAGUCGACCGAGGCCACGGGUCAGCGCUUGCGUGAGGGUAGCAACAUCAACAAAUCGCUGACAACACUGGGCCGCGUCAUCGCCGCCCUCGCUGAUCCCAAGCACCAGAACGGUGGGAAGAAGAAGCGCGGCGGUGGCGGCGAGGUCGUGCCGUACCGUGAUAGCAUCCUCACCUGGCUGCUGAAGGACUCUCUGGGUGGCAACUCCAAGACGGCCAUGAUCGCUUGCAUUGCACCCUCAGACUACGACGAGACGCUCUCGACGCUGCGGUACGCGGAUCAGGCCAAGCGGAUCCGGACACGGGCCGUGGUCAACCAACAGGACAGCAUAUCCUCGGCUGAGCGUGACGCCCAGAUCGAAGCCAUGGCGGAGGAGAUCAGGCUACUGCAGCUGGAUGUUUCGGACUCGCGGCAGCGCGAGAAGGAUGCGCGGAACCAGGAGGAGCGCCUCGAAGAGUACCAGCGCCACGUCGCGGCAAUGCAGCGUCUCAUGGAGGAGCGUAGUCUUGUGGCUGAAGGCAAAAUCCGCUCGCUCCAAACUGAGAACGAGGCUCUGCGGCUGCAUCUCAAACUUGCUCUCGAGAGCCUCAAGAACCCGAUUCCGGCGGUUCCGAUCAGCAGGAGCGGCAGCGAAUCACGGCGAAUCUCUGCGGUGUCUGAUCUGCUGGAGGCUGUUGGCAAUGAGGACAGGGGCCAUCUGAAAAAGCCUGCUGAAGUGGACGAGGUGGACGAGGAGAACGCUGGAAGCGACGGUGGCGCAACCUACUGUGGCGAUGACGACGACGACGACUACUCCACGGACGCGUUCGAAAAGGGCGCCGAAGAUAUGCACGAGGAAAUGCAGAACCUGCUACAGGACCUCGGGUACUUCAAGCGCAAGAUCCUCGACGACAAGCAACGGUUCUCCUCUCUCGGUCACCAGGAUGUCAAGGCGACGGUGUGAUCCCAGGCUUGGUUGGCGAGGUUGGUGUCCUCUGUUGCGGUUGGAUUCAAGUGUUUCAUGCGUUCAUGUCAUUUCCUGAUACUGUCUGGCUUUCCGUCUGCUCUGGGUAUGUUCGCGAGGCGUUGGAGUUUCGCAGCGCAGUUUUCAGCUCUCACGUGGAAUUCGUUUCUUUUUUUUAUAGGAUUGCCCAUCAUCUGGCACAGUGAACAGGAUGUCUAAGAUAAACUCAUUGUUACAGACGAGUAGCAUGCCUUCAUAUUCAAUAUACCGCACCCGAUUUACCGGCUACCUAUCUGCAGCCGCUGGCAA
Molecule: messenger RNA, 2340 nt
Organism: Gaeumannomyces tritici R3-111a-1
Lineage: Eukaryota; Fungi; Ascomycota; Sordariomycetes; Magnaporthales; Magnaporthaceae
Product: kinesin-II 85 kDa subunit
Exons: 1
Coding region: 196-2031 (611 amino acids)
Biological process (GO): mitotic spindle organization; microtubule-based movement
Molecular function (GO): microtubule motor activity; microtubule binding; ATP binding
Source: RefSeq, a predicted model, not a curated record